Messenger RNA from Hippopotamus amphibius kiboko, 15507 nucleotides. RefSeq names its product epiplakin 1 (gene EPPK1). Lineage: Eukaryota; Metazoa; Chordata; Mammalia; Artiodactyla; Hippopotamidae. Gene Ontology annotation, biological process: wound healing; intermediate filament bundle assembly. The record is from RefSeq and is a predicted model, not a curated record. The transcript is spliced from 2 exons. Gene Ontology annotation, molecular function: keratin filament binding; structural molecule activity. Gene Ontology annotation, cellular component: membrane; cytoplasm; cell junction. Bases 108 to 15134 code for a protein of 5008 amino acids.
GGCGCCGGGCGCGGCGGGGCGGCGAGCGGAGCGGCGAGCGCGCGGCGUGGCGGGCGCCGUCCGAGCAGGGAGCAGACAGCGGACCCUGGCCGAGCGAGUUCUGCACGAUGAAUGGCCACGCCGCUCCUCCUCUCGACCUGCGGGUCACCAGUGGCACUGAGACGGCUGCUGUCCCCAAGACCGUGAAGGCCGUGCUGGGCGCUAGCAGCCCCUCCGGGCCCCCGGCCAAGGCAGCCGCAUCCACCCGGGCCGGGAGCAUCUCCGGGGUGUACGUGGAGGCCUCGGGCCAGGCCCGGAGUCUCUACGCUGCCAUGGAGCAGGGCCUCCUGUCCUCUGAGCUCGGGCUGGCUCUGCUGGAGGCCCAGGCGGCCACUGGGGGCCUGGUGGACCCCGCGCAGGGCCGGCUGCUCCUCGUACCUGAGGCUCUGCAGCAGGGCCUCGUGGGCCUGGAGCUGAAGGAGAAGCUGCUGGCCGCCGAGCGCGCCGUCACUGGGUACCCUGACCCCUAUGGGGGUGGGAAGCUGGCCCUCUUCCAGGCCAUCGGAAAGGGGGUUGUGGACAGGGCGCUGGGGUGGGGCUGGCUGGAGGCCCAGCUGGCCACGGGGGGCCUGGUGGACCCCAUCCAGGGCAUGCGUGUGGCCCCCGAGCUGGCCUGCCAGCAGGGCCUCCUGGACCAGGAGACGUGGCGCGAGCUGUCCGAGCUCGGGCCUGGCUCCGGUGCCCCAGGCUUCCUGGACCCCAACACGCUGGAGCGGCUGCCAUACCGCGAGCUGCUGGGCAGGUGUGUGCAGGCUCCCAGCACGGGGCUGGCCCUGCUGCCCCUCAGGAUCACUUUCCGUACCCUGAGCGGGGCGGUGAGCUCGGCCGAGCUGCUGGAGGUGGGGGUCCUGGACGAGGAGACAGCCCAAGGCCUGCGGGAGGGCCGACUGGCAGCGCCCGACGUGGGCACGCGGGCCGAGGUGCAGCGCUACCUGCACGGCACCGGCGGUGUGGCCGGGGUCGUUCUGCUGCCUGCAGGGCACAAGAAGAGCUUCUUCCAGGCCGCGGCCGAGCACCUGCUCCCCAUGGGCGCCGCGCUUCCGCUCCUGGAGGCUCAGGCUGCCACCCGCACGCUGGUGGACCCCGCCACCGGCCGGCAGCUGUGCGUGGACGCGGCGGUCAGGGCAGGCCUGGUUGGCCCAGAGCUCCACGGGCCGCUCCUGACAGCAGAGCAGGCGGUGACGGGGUACCAUGACCCCUUCAGUGGCACCCUCAUCCCUCUAUUCCAGGCCAUGAAGAAGGAGCUGGUGGACAGACCUCUGGCACUGAGGCUCCUGGAUGCCCAGUUGGCCACAGGCGGGCUCGUGUGUCCUGCCCGCAGGCUCCGGCUGCCCUUGGAAGCCGCUCUGCGCUUCGGCUGCCUGGACAAAGAGACUCAGCAGCACCUCUUGCAGGCGGCCGGCUUCGUGGACCCCGGCACACAGGAGAGCCUCAGCUACAGGGAGCUGCUGGCCCGCUGUGUCACCGACCCCGAGACGGGGCUGACCUUCCUGCCCAUCUCCGUGCGGAGCCCUGGAGAGGAGCCACAGGGGCCCCCGUUCAUCGAGCACAGCACCCAGCAGGCCUUGAGAGCUGCCACAGCCACCAUCUCCGUGGGCGAGUUCCAGGGCCGGCCCCAGUCGCUCUGGGAGCUGCUUUUCUCCGAGGCAGUCCCCGUGGGGCAGAGGGUGACGCUGACCCAGCAGCACAGGGACGGGGCCCUCUCGCUAGGGGAGCUGGCAGCUGCACUGAGGGCCGCCCACGAGCAGGCCACAGCCGCUGCCAGGACCACGUUUGCCGGGCUGCGGGUCCCUGUGACGCCAGGAGAGCUGCUGGGAGCGGGGAUCAUUGACCAGGACGUGUACGAGCGGCUGGAACGAGGCCAGACCACAGCCCAGGCUGUGGGCAGCCUGCACGCCGUGCAGCGGUACUUGCGAGGCACCGGCUGCGUUGCUGGCCUGCUGCUGCCCGGGUCACAGGAGCCCCUCGGUGUCCACGAGGCUUGCAGGAAGGGGCUCCUCAGGCCCGGGACAGCCCUCAUCCUCCUGGAGGCACAGGCGGCCACCGGCUUCAUCAUUGACCCAAAAGAAAACAAGAGGUACUCGGUGGAGGAGGCGCUGAGGGCCGGUGUCAUUGGGCCUGACAUGUUUGCGAAGCUGCUGUCGGCCGAGCGCGCCGUCACCGGCUACACCGACCCCUACACCGGGGAGCAGAUCUCCCUCUUCCAGGCCAUGAAGAAGGACCUCAUCGUCCGGGACCAUGGCAUCCGCCUGCUGGAGGCCCAGAUCGCCACGGGUGGCGUCAUCGACCCCGUGCACAGCCACCGCGUGCCUGUGGACGUGGCCUACCAGCGCGGCUACCUCGACGAGGAGAUGAGCCGCGUCCUGGAGGACCCCAGCGACGACACCAAGGGCUUCUUCGACCCCAACACGCACGAGAACCUCACCUACGUGCAGCUGCUGGAGCGCUGUGUGCGCGACCCCGACACGGGGCUCUACCUGCUGCCACUCACGAGCAAGCGGCCCCCGCUGGUGGACGCUGCCACCCGGCAGGCCUUCCAGAGCCUCAAGCUGUUGGUGAAGCACGGGCGGUUCCGGGGACAGAGGGUCUCCGCGUGGGCGCUGAUCACCUCGGAGUGUGUCCGUGAGGAGUGCCGGAGGCAGCUCCUGCAGCAGUUCCGGCGGCACCAGCUCUCCCUGGAGCAGGUCUCCGAGCUGCUGGAGAGGGAGGUGGAGCGCUGGGCGGACGUCACACUGCCUGCGCUGCGGGGCCGGGUGACUGCCUGCCAGCUCCGGGAGGCCCACAUCAUUGACCAGGAGCUCCUAGACCAGGUGCUGGCGGGGACGGUCAGCCCCGAGGCCCUACUCCGCAUGGACAGCGUCCGCAGCUACCUGCUUGGCUCGGGUGCUGUGGGUGGCGUGCUGCUGCAGCCCUCCAACCGGCCGCUCAGCAUCUACCAGGCCAUGAAGCAGAAGCUGCUAGGGCCAGGUGUGGCCCUGGCCCUGCUGGAGGCCCAGGCAGCCACCGGAGGCAUGAUGGACCCCCACAGUGCGGAGACCAUGUCCGUGGGUGAGGCCGUGCGCCGGGGGCUGGUGGGGCCAGAGCUCUACGGCAGACUGAGGCGAGCUGAGGAGGCCGUCACUGGCUUUGUCGACCCCUUCUCUGGGGAGCGGGUGUCCCUGUUCCAGGCCAUGAAGAAGGGCCUUGUCCCUGCCGACCAAGCUGUCCGUCUCCUGGAAGCCCAGGUAGCCACGGGAGGGGUCAUCGACCCGAAAGGCCACCACCGCCUCCCCGUGUCUGUGGGCACCCAGCGUGGCUGCAUCGACCGGGACACGGUGUCGGCCUUGUCCAGCUCCGAGACCUUCCCCACGCCGGACGGCCGGGGACACACCAGCUAUGCCCAGCUCCUGGAGCAGUCUGUGAGGCACGAGACCUCCGGCCUUCACCUCCUGCCCCUGCCAGAAAGUGCUCCUGCGGUCCCCACGGACGAGCAGGUCCAGGAGACCCUGAAGGCCACUCCGGGGGCUGAAGGCGGCACGUCCCUCUGGGAGCUGCUGGCCUCCUGCCACUUCACGGAGGAGCAGCGGAGGGGCUUCCUGGAGGACUUCAGGGUGGGGAAGACCACGGUGCAGCAGCUACAGGCGGCCGUGCGGAGGCGGGUGCAGGGGGCGGAGCUCCUGGCGCAGGCCCGCCUCUCACUGUCCGGCCCACGGGGCAGGGUUCCCAUCACCUGGCUGCUGGACGCUGGCGUCAUCUCCCAGGAGACCCUGGAGGCCCUGGCUCAGGGCAAGCUGUCGCCGGCCGAGGUUGCAGUGCAGCCCGCGGUGCAGGCCUGCCUGUGGGGCACGGGCUGCGUGGCCGGUGUGCUCCUGCAGCCCUCAGGGGCCAAGGCGACCAUCGCCCAGGCCGUGAGGGACGGCCUCAUGCCCGCGGGCCUGGGGCAGAGACUGCUGGAGGCCCAGGUGGCGUCUGGCUCUCUUGUUGACCCUCUGACCAACCAGAGACUGUCAGUGGAGGGCGCAGUCAAGGCUGGCCUGGUGGCCGGGGCACUGAGCGAACAGCUCUGGCAGGUGGAGAGGGCAGUGGCCGGGUACGUGGACCCCUGCUCAGGGGGCGCCCUCUCACUAUGGCAGGCCGUGCAGAAGGGCCUGGUGCCCCAGAGCGAGGGCUUUCCCCUCCUGCAGGCACAGCUGGCCACGGGGGGUGCGGUGGACCCUGUCCACGGGGUGCACCUGCCCCAGCCGGCAGCCUGCAGGCUUGGUCUUCUGGACGAGCAGACAAGCAGGGUGCUGACCUCGACAGAUGAGGACAGCAAGUUCUUCUUUGACCCCAGCACACGGGAGAGGGUGACCUAUGGGCAGCUCAAGGAGCGCUGUGUCCUGGACGCCGACACUGGCCUGUGGCUGCUGCCACUCCCCCAGGACACGGCGCUAGAGGUGGACGACCACACGGCAGUGGCCCUGAGGGCCAUGAAGGUGCCAGUCGGGGCGGGGAGGUUCCGAGGGCUCAGCAUGUCUCUCUGGGACCUGCUGCACUCGGAGUACGUCGGGCUCUGCAGGCGGCGGGAGCUGGCAGCCCUCUGUCAGUCCGGGAGGGCCACGGCCCUGCGGCAGGUGGUCAGUGCUGUCACCACCUUGAUUGAGGCCUCAGAGAGACAGCACUCGCAGGCCGCCUUCAGGGGACUCCGGAAACAGCUGUCGGCCAGGGACCUAUUCAGGUCCCAGCUGAUCGACAAGAAGACGCUGGAUGAGCUGACCCAGGGGAAGAAGACGGUGCAGGAGGUGACGGAGAUGGACAGCGUGAGGCAGUUCUUGGAAGGAGGCAACUUCAUCGCCGGGGUCCUUGUUCAGGACACAGAGGAGAAGAUGAGCAUCUCAGAGGCCAUGUGGAAGGGCGUCCUGCGGCCGGGCACGGCCCUGGUGCUGCUGGAGGCGCAGGCGGCCACCGGCUUCAUCAUCGACCCCGUGCGCAACCAGAAGCUGUCCGUGGAGGAGGCGUUUGCGGCUGGGAUGUUCGGCAGGGAAACCUACCAGAAGCUGCUGUCGGCCGAGCGCGCCGUCACCGGCUACACCGACCCCUACACCGGGGAGCAGAUCUCCCUCUUCCAGGCCAUGAAGAAGGACCUCAUCGUCCGGGACCAUGGCAUCCGCCUGCUGGAGGCCCAGAUUGCCACGGGCGGCAUCAUCGACCCCGUGCACAGCCACCGCGUGCCCGUGGACGUGGCCUACCAGCGCGGCUACUUCGACGCGGAGAUGAAUCGCGUCCUGCAGGACCCCAGCGACGACACCAAGGGCUUCUUCGAUCCCAACACGCACGAGAACCUCACCUACCUGCAGCUGCUGGAGCGCUGCGUGGAGGAUCCCGAGACAGGGCUCUACCUGCUGCAAGUUGUAAAGAAAGGAGAAACCUACGUGUAUACAGAUGAAGCCACGAGGCAAGCUCUGCAAUCCAGAACUACCAAAAUGCACGUGGGGAGGUUUGCCGACCAGAUGGUCUCCUUCUGGGACCUGCUGUCCUCUCCGUACUUCACAGAGGAGAGGAAGAGAGGGCUCCUCCGGGAGUACAGAGCCCAGAAAGUCAGCCUAGAGCAGUUGCUGAAGGUCAUCACCACAACAGUCGAAGACACAGAAAAGCAAAACCAGGCCAUCAAGGUGGCAGGCAUUGGAGGGGAAGUGACAGCUGCAGAGCUGUUCAACUCAGGGGUCAUCGAUAAGAAGACCCUGGACACCCUGCACCGCAGGGGGGCCGGGGGGCAGGACCUUUGCCAACUGCAGCACGUGAAGACAUCCCUGGAAGGCAGUGGCUGCAUUGCAGGGGUGACCACACCCUCCACCCAGGAGGUGGUGAGCGUCUACGAGGCCAGCAGGAAAGGACUUAUCCCCCCAGGGUUUGCAGCCCAGCUGCUGGAGGCUCAGGCGGCCACAGGGUUCAUGCUGGACCCCCACGGCCACCAGAGGCUCUCUGUGGAUGAGGCCGUGGCUGCCGGCCUGGUGGGCGAAGAGCUGCAGGGAAGGCUCCUGCGUGCCGAGAAGGCAGCCAGGGGCUACACAGACCCGGCCACGGGACACACAAUCUCGGUGUUUGAGGCGAUGAAGAAAAACAUGUUGCAGCGGGAGCUGGGGCUCAGACUGCUCGAGGUGCAGGUGGCCACUGGAGGCAUCGUGGACCCGCUGCACCACCACCGGCUGCCGCUGGAGACCGCCUACCGACGCGGUCUUCUGGACCGGGACACGCACCCGCUUGUGGCGGAGCAGAAGUGCAUGAAUAAAAGGUUUGUGGAUCCCAACACCCAGGAGAAGGUGACGUACCAAGAGCUGCAGCAGAGGAGCCACCGGGAGCAGGGCAGGGACUGGGCCCUGUUCCCUGUGAUCAGCGAUGCCCGGGACCCCUUGUUCAUAGACCAGGCAACCAGGAAGGCCCUAGAGGCCGAGCGGGUGGAAGUAACGGUAGGAAGGUUCAAGGGCCAAAGGCCAUCGGUCUGGGAACUGCUGAACUCAGAAUAUUUGACAGAGGACAAAAAACUUGAAUUAGUAUUAAAGUACAAAACGGACACAACACAUACAUUACAGAAGGUAGUAAAAGUCAUCAUCGAGGUGAUUGAGGAAAAGGAAGAGGGGAACGAGCAGCUGUGGUUCAGAGGAAUCAGGAGGCAGGUCACCGCCUCGGAGCUCCUCCAAUCAGGCAUCAUCACUCAGGACAUGAUGCAGGACCUGCAAGCGGGUCGCAGCCGCGCGGAGGACCUCACAGAAAGUGAGGUAGUCAAGCGCUACCUGGAGGGCACCAGCUGCAUCGCGGGCGUGCUGGUGCCCGCCAAGGACGAGCCCGGGCGCCAGGAGAAGAUGAGCAUCUACCAGGCCAUGUGGAAGGGCGUCCUGCGGCCGGGCACGGCCCUGGUGCUGCUGGAGGCGCAGGCGGCCACCGGCUUCGUCAUCGACCCCGUGCGCAACCAGAAGCUGUCCGUGGAGGAGGCGGUGGCCGCGGGCGUGGUGGGCGGCGAGCUCCAGGAGAAGCUGCUGUCGGCCGAGCGCGCCGUCACCGGCUACACCGACCCCUACACCGGGGAGCAGAUCUCCCUCUUCCAGGCCAUGAAGAAGGACCUCAUCGUCCGGGACCAUGGCAUCCGCCUGCUGGAGGCCCAGAUCGCCACGGGCGGCGUCAUCGACCCCGUGCACAGCCACCGCGUGCCCGUGGACGUGGCCUACCAGCGCGGCUACUUCGACGAGGAGAUGAGCCGCGUCCUGGAGGACCCCAGCGACGACACCAAGGGCUUCUUCGACCCCAACACGCACGAGAACCUCACCUACGUGCAGCUGCUGCGCCGCUGCGUGCGCGACCCCGACACGGGGCUCUACAUGCUGCAGCUGGCCGGCCGGGGCUCCGCCGUGCACCAGCUGGGCGAGGAGCUGCGCGCCGCCCUGCGGGACACCCGCGUGACGCCGGGCUCGGGCCUCCUCGGGGGCCAGAGCGUCUCCGUCUGGGAGCUCCUCUUCUACCGGGAGGUGUCCGAGAGCCAGCGGCAGGACCUGCUGCGCCGGUACCGGGCGGGCUCGCUGACCGCGCAGGAGGUGGGCGCCGCCCUGGCCUCGCUGCUGGCCGAGGCCGAGGCUCGGGGGGCCCUGCGUGCCGCCACCAUGGAGGUCCGGGUGGGCCGCCUGCGGGGGCCCGCGGUGCCCGUGUGGGACGUGCUGGCAUCCAGCUACGUGAGCGGCGCCACGCGGGAGCAGCUGCUGGCCCAGUUCGCGUCGGGGGCGCUGGGCCUGCCCGCGCUGACCUGCAGGCUGAGCGCCAUCAUCGAGGAGGCCGAGGGGGCCCACGGGACCGGGCCCGAGCCCGAGCCCGCCCCGGCGGGCGCCGCCCCCGGCCAGCGGGAGCCCGGGCCCCACGGGCUCGGCGCCGGCGGUGACGGCGACGCGGGACCCUCCCCGGGCCAGGCCGAGGCCGAGGCCGCCGGGGCCGCCCAGGAGCGGGCCCUGCGGGCCGCCACCGUGGAGGUGCACGCCGGGCGGUUCCGCGGGCGGCCCGUCUCCGUGUGGGACGUCCUCUUCUCCUCCUACCUGAGCCAGGCCCGCCGGGACGAGCUCCUGGCCCAGCACGCGGCCGGCACCCUGGCCCUGCCCGCCCUGGGCGCCGUGCUCACCCAGGUCAUCGAGGAGACGGAGGAGCGGCUGAGCAAGGUGUCCUUCCGGGGCCUGCGGCGCCAGGUGUCCGCGUCCGAGCUGCACACGUCCGGCAUCCUGGGCCCCGAGACCCUGCGGGACCUGGCCCAGGGCACCAAGACCCUGCAGGAGGUGACGGAGAUGGACUCGGUGAAGCGCUACCUGGAGGGCACCAGCUGCAUCGCGGGCGUGCUGGUGCCCGCCAAGGACGAGCCCGGGCGCCAGGAGAAGAUGAGCAUCUACCAGGCCAUGUGGAAGGGCGUCCUGCGGCCGGGCACGGCCCUGGUGCUGCUGGAGGCGCAGGCGGCCACCGGCUUCGUCAUCGACCCCGUGCGCAACCAGAAGCUGUCCGUGGAGGAGGCGGUGGCCGCGGGCGUGGUGGGCGGCGAGCUCCAGGAGAAGCUGCUGUCGGCCGAGCGCGCCGUCACCGGCUACACCGACCCCUACACCGGGGAGCAGAUCUCCCUCUUCCAGGCCAUGAAGAAGGACCUCAUCGUCCGGGACCAUGGCAUCCGCCUGCUGGAGGCCCAGAUCGCCACGGGCGGCGUCAUCGACCCCGUGCACAGCCACCGCGUGCCCGUGGACGUGGCCUACCAGCGCGGCUACUUCGACGAGGAGAUGAGCCGCGUCCUGGAGGACCCCAGCGACGACACCAAGGGCUUCUUCGACCCCAACACGCACGAGAACCUCACCUACGUGCAGCUGCUGCGCCGCUGCGUGCGCGACCCCGACACGGGGCUCUACAUGCUGCAGCUGGCCGGCCGGGGCUCCGCCGUGCACCAGCUGGGCGAGGAGCUGCGCGCCGCCCUGCGGGACACCCGCGUGACGCCGGGCUCGGGCCUCCUCGGGGGCCAGAGCGUCUCCGUCUGGGAGCUCCUCUUCUACCGGGAGGUGUCCGAGAGCCAGCGGCAGGACCUGCUGCGCCGGUACCGGGCGGGCUCGCUGACCGCGCAGGAGGUGGGCGCCGCCCUGGCCUCGCUGCUGGCCGAGGCCGAGGCUCGGGGGGCCCUGCGUGCCGCCACCAUGGAGGUCCGGGUGGGCCGCCUGCGGGGGCCCGCGGUGCCCGUGUGGGACGUGCUGGCAUCCAGCUACGUGAGCGGCGCCACGCGGGAGCAGCUGCUGGCCCAGUUCGCGUCGGGGGCGCUGGGCCUGCCCGCGCUGACCUGCAGGCUGAGCGCCAUCAUCGAGGAGGCCGAGGGGGCCCACGGGACCGGGCCCGAGCCCGAGCCCGCCCCGGCGGGCGCCGCCCCCGGCCAGCGGGAGCCCGGGCCCCACGGGCUCGGCGCCGGCGGUGACGGCGACGCGGGACCCUCCCCGGGCCAGGCCGAGGCCGAGGCCGCCGGGGCCGCCCAGGAGCGGGCCCUGCGGGCCGCCACCGUGGAGGUGCACGCCGGGCGGUUCCGCGGGCGGCCCGUCUCCGUGUGGGACGUCCUCUUCUCCUCCUACCUGAGCCAGGCCCGCCGGGACGAGCUCCUGGCCCAGCACGCGGCCGGCACCCUGGCCCUGCCCGCCCUGGGCGCCGUGCUCACCCAGGUCAUCGAGGAGACGGAGGAGCGGCUGAGCAAGGUGUCCUUCCGGGGCCUGCGGCGCCAGGUGUCCGCGUCCGAGCUGCACACGUCCGGCAUCCUGGGCCCCGAGACCCUGCGGGACCUGGCCCAGGGCACCAAGACCCUGCAGGAGGUGACGGAGAUGGACUCGGUGAAGCGCUACCUGGAGGGCACCAGCUGCAUCGCGGGCGUGCUGGUGCCCGCCAAGGACGAGCCCGGGCGCCAGGAGAAGAUGAGCAUCUACCAGGCCAUGUGGAAGGGCGUCCUGCGGCCGGGCACGGCCCUGGUGCUGCUGGAGGCGCAGGCGGCCACCGGCUUCGUCAUCGACCCCGUGCGCAACCAGAAGCUGUCCGUGGAGGAGGCGGUGGCCGCGGGCGUGGUGGGCGGCGAGCUCCAGGAGAAGCUGCUGUCGGCCGAGCGCGCCGUCACCGGCUACACCGACCCCUACACCGGGGAGCAGAUCUCCCUCUUCCAGGCCAUGAAGAAGGACCUCAUCGUCCGGGACCAUGGCAUCCGCCUGCUGGAGGCCCAGAUCGCCACGGGCGGCGUCAUCGACCCCGUGCACAGCCACCGCGUGCCCGUGGACGUGGCCUACCAGCGCGGCUACUUCGACGAGGAGAUGAGCCGCGUCCUGGAGGACCCCAGCGACGACACCAAGGGCUUCUUCGACCCCAACACGCACGAGAACCUCACCUACGUGCAGCUGCUGCGCCGCUGCGUGCGCGACCCCGACACGGGGCUCUACAUGCUGCAGCUGGCCGGCCGGGGCUCCGCCGUGCACCAGCUGGGCGAGGAGCUGCGCGCCGCCCUGCGGGACACCCGCGUGACGCCGGGCUCGGGCCUCCUCGGGGGCCAGAGCGUCUCCGUCUGGGAGCUCCUCUUCUACCGGGAGGUGUCCGAGAGCCAGCGGCAGGACCUGCUGCGCCGGUACCGGGCGGGCUCGCUGACCGCGCAGGAGGUGGGCGCCGCCCUGGCCUCGCUGCUGGCCGAGGCCGAGGCUCGGGGGGCCCUGCGUGCCGCCACCAUGGAGGUCCGGGUGGGCCGCCUGCGGGGGCCCGCGGUGCCCGUGUGGGACGUGCUGGCAUCCAGCUACGUGAGCGGCGCCACGCGGGAGCAGCUGCUGGCCCAGUUCGCGUCGGGGGCGCUGGGCCUGCCCGCGCUGACCUGCAGGCUGAGCGCCAUCAUCGAGGAGGCCGAGGGGGCCCACGGGACCGGGCCCGAGCCCGAGCCCGCCCCGGCGGGCGCCGCCCCCGGCCAGCGGGAGCCCGGGCCCCACGGGCUCGGCGCCGGCGGUGACGGCGACGCGGGACCCUCCCCGGGCCAGGCCGAGGCCGAGGCCGCCGGGGCCGCCCAGGAGCGGGCCCUGCGGGCCGCCACCGUGGAGGUGCACGCCGGGCGGUUCCGCGGGCGGCCCGUCUCCGUGUGGGACGUCCUCUUCUCCUCCUACCUGAGCCAGGCCCGCCGGGACGAGCUCCUGGCCCAGCACGCGGCCGGCACCCUGGCCCUGCCCGCCCUGGGCGCCGUGCUCACCCAGGUCAUCGAGGAGACGGAGGAGCGGCUGAGCAAGGUGUCCUUCCGGGGCCUGCGGCGCCAGGUGUCCGCGUCCGAGCUGCACACGUCCGGCAUCCUGGGCCCCGAGACCCUGCGGGACCUGGCCCAGGGCACCAAGACCCUGCAGGAGGUGACGGAGAUGGACUCGGUGAAGCGCUACCUGGAGGGCACCAGCUGCAUCGCGGGCGUGCUGGUGCCCGCCAAGGACGAGCCCGGGCGCCAGGAGAAGAUGAGCAUCUACCAGGCCAUGUGGAAGGGCGUCCUGCGGCCGGGCACGGCCCUGGUGCUGCUGGAGGCGCAGGCGGCCACCGGCUUCGUCAUCGACCCCGUGCGCAACCAGAAGCUGUCCGUGGAGGAGGCGGUGGCCGCGGGCGUGGUGGGCGGCGAGCUCCAGGAGAAGCUGCUGUCGGCCGAGCGCGCCGUCACCGGCUACACCGACCCCUACACCGGGGAGCAGAUCUCCCUCUUCCAGGCCAUGAAGAAGGACCUCAUCGUCCGGGACCAUGGCAUCCGCCUGCUGGAGGCCCAGAUCGCCACGGGCGGCGUCAUCGACCCCGUGCACAGCCACCGCGUGCCCGUGGACGUGGCCUACCAGCGCGGCUACUUCGACGAGGAGAUGAGCCGCGUCCUGGAGGACCCCAGCGACGACACCAAGGGCUUCUUCGACCCCAACACGCACGAGAACCUCACCUACGUGCAGCUGCUGCGCCGCUGCGUGCGCGACCCCGACACGGGGCUCUACAUGCUGCAGCUGGCCGGCCGGGGCUCCGCCGUGCACCAGCUGGGCGAGGAGCUGCGCGCCGCCCUGCGGGACACCCGCGUGACGCCGGGCUCGGGCCUCCUCGGGGGCCAGAGCGUCUCCGUCUGGGAGCUCCUCUUCUACCGGGAGGUGUCCGAGAGCCAGCGGCAGGACCUGCUGCGCCGGUACCGGGCGGGCUCGCUGACCGCGCAGGAGGUGGGCGCCGCCCUGGCCUCGCUGCUGGCCGAGGCCGAGGCUCGGGGGGCCCUGCGUGCCGCCACCAUGGAGGUCCGGGUGGGCCGCCUGCGGGGGCCCGCGGUGCCCGUGUGGGACGUGCUGGCAUCCAGCUACGUGAGCGGCGCCACGCGGGAGCAGCUGCUGGCCCAGUUCGCGUCGGGGGCGCUGGGCCUGCCCGCGCUGACCUGCAGGCUGAGCGCCAUCAUCGAGGAGGCCGAGGGGGCCCACGGGACCGGGCCCGAGCCCGAGCCCGCCCCGGCGGGCGCCGCCCCCGGCCAGCGGGAGCCCGGGCCCCACGGGCUCGGCGCCGGCGGUGACGGCGACGCGGGACCCUCCCCGGGCCAGGCCGAGGCCGAGGCCGCCGGGGCCGCCCAGGAGCGGGCCCUGCGGGCCGCCACCGUGGAGGUGCACGCCGGGCGGUUCCGCGGGCGGCCCGUCUCCGUGUGGGACGUCCUCUUCUCCUCCUACCUGAGCCAGGCCCGCCGGGACGAGCUCCUGGCCCAGCACGCGGCCGGCACCCUGGCCCUGCCCGCCCUGGGCGCCGUGCUCACCCAGGUCAUCGAGGAGACGGAGGAGCGGCUGAGCAAGGUGUCCUUCCGGGGCCUGCGGCGCCAGGUGUCCGCGUCCGAGCUGCACACGUCCGGCAUCCUGGGCCCCGAGACCCUGCGGGACCUGGCCCAGGGCACCAAGACCCUGCAGGAGGUGACGGAGAUGGACUCGGUGAAGCGCUACCUGGAGGGCACCAGCUGCAUCGCGGGCGUGCUGGUGCCCGCCAAGGACGAGCCCGGGCGCCAGGAGAAGAUGAGCAUCUACCAGGCCAUGUGGAAGGGCGUCCUGCGGCCGGGCACGGCCCUGGUGCUGCUGGAGGCGCAGGCGGCCACCGGCUUCGUCAUCGACCCCGUGCGCAACCAGAAGCUGUCCGUGGAGGAGGCGGUGGCCGCGGGCGUGGUGGGCGGCGAGCUCCAGGAGAAGCUGCUGUCGGCCGAGCGCGCCGUCACCGGCUACACCGACCCCUACACCGGGGAGCAGAUCUCCCUCUUCCAGGCCAUGAAGAAGGACCUCAUCGUCCGGGACCAUGGCAUCCGCCUGCUGGAGGCCCAGAUCGCCACGGGCGGCGUCAUCGACCCCGUGCACAGCCACCGCGUGCCCGUGGACGUGGCCUACCAGCGCGGCUACUUCGACGAGGAGAUGAGCCGCGUCCUGGAGGACCCCAGCGACGACACCAAGGGCUUCUUCGACCCCAACACGCACGAGAACCUCACCUACGUGCAGCUGCUGCGCCGCUGCGUGCGCGACCCCGACACGGGGCUCUACAUGCUGCAGCUGGCCGGCCGGGGCUCCGCCGUGCACCAGCUGGGCGAGGAGCUGCGCGCCGCCCUGCGGGACACCCGCGUGACGCCGGGCUCGGGCCUCCUCGGGGGCCAGAGCGUCUCCGUCUGGGAGCUCCUCUUCUACCGGGAGGUGUCCGAGAGCCAGCGGCAGGACCUGCUGCGCCGGUACCGGGCGGGCUCGCUGACCGCGCAGGAGGUGGGCGCCGCCCUGGCCUCGCUGCUGGCCGAGGCCGAGGCUCGGGGGGCCCUGCGUGCCGCCACCAUGGAGGUCCGGGUGGGCCACCUGCGGGGGCCCGCGGUGCCCGUGUGGGACGUGCUGGCAUCCAGCUACGUGAGCGGCGCCACGCGGGAGCAGCUGCUGGCCCAGUUCGCGUCGGGGGCGCUGGGCCUGCCCGCGCUGACCUGCAGGCUGAGCGCCAUCAUCGAGGAGGCCGAGGGGGCCCACGGGACCGGGCCCGAGCCCGAGCCCGCCCCGGCGGGCGCCGCCCCCGGCCAGCGGGAGCCCGGGCCCCACGGGCUCGGCGCCGGCGGUGACGGCGACGCGGGACCCUCCCCGGGCCAGGCCGAGGCCGAGGCCGCCGGGGCCGCCCAGGAGCGGGCCCUGCGGGCCGCCACCGUGGAGGUGCACGCCGGGCGGUUCCGCGGGCGGCCCGUCUCCGUGUGGGACGUCCUCUUCUCCUCCUACCUGAGCCAGGCCCGCCGGGACGAGCUCCUGGCCCAGCACGCGGCCGGCACCCUGGCCCUGCCCGCCCUGGGCGCCGUGCUCACCCAGGUCAUCGAGGAGACGGAGGAGCGGCUGAGCAAGGUGUCCUUCCGGGGCCUGCGGCGCCAGGUGUCCGCGUCCGAGCUGCACACGUCCGGCAUCCUGGGCCCCGAGACCCUGCGGGACCUGGCCCAGGGCACCAAGACCCUGCAGGAGGUGACGGAGAUGGACUCGGUGAAGCGCUACCUGGAGGGCACCAGCUGCAUCGCGGGCGUGCUGGUGCCCGCCAAGGACGAGCCCGGGCGCCAGGAGAAGAUGAGCAUCUACCAGGCCAUGUGGAAGGGCGUCCUGCGGCCGGGCACGGCCCUGGUGCUGCUGGAGGCGCAGGCGGCCACCGGCUUCGUCAUCGACCCCGUGCGCAACCAGAAGCUGUCCGUGGAGGAGGCGGUGGCCGCGGGCGUGGUGGGCGGCGAGCUCCAGGAGAAGCUGCUGUCGGCCGAGCGCGCCGUCACCGGCUACACCGACCCCUACACCGGGGAGCAGAUCUCCCUCUUCCAGGCCAUGAAGAAGGACCUCAUCGUCCGGGACCAUGGCAUCCGCCUGCUGGAGGCCCAGAUCGCCACGGGCGGCGUCAUCGACCCCGUGCACAGCCACCGCGUGCCCGUGGACGUGGCCUACCAGCGCGGCUACUUCGACGAGGAGAUGAGCCGCGUCCUGGAGGACCCCAGCGACGACACCAAGGGCUUCUUCGACCCCAACACGCACGAGAACCUCACUUAUAAACAGCUGAUGCAGCGGGCUGCUCGUGACCCCGAAACAGGUCUAUUAUUUCUGUGUCUUUUUGUAAAGUGAGUGGGUAUUUUUUCUAAUGGUGGCCUUUUUUCUAUUCUCAAAAAUGUAUGACAAUAUUUCUGAAGGUUUUUCUUGGUGUGGCGACGUUUCUGUUCAGUAUGUUUCGCUUACUCACUUGUCGGACUACCUGCCCCUGUCUUUCGUCUUUUAUUGCUUUGGUUCUUCAUCGCAUUAAAUGAAAAGGAGUAUUCUUUGUGCCGUUUUUGUCUUCACUCCUGGUAUUAUUUGUUCUGAUUUUUGAACUAAAUUUCACAAGUGGCUAUUUUGAUAGACGCUUUUGCAUUUAGAGCGAAGGAGUCUUUCUCCUUACCUGGCCUGUGCCCCUGCAGUGUGUCCGUGAAUGUGUUAUGUUCCUGUUUUAAUUAAACACAUU